Ictalurus furcatus (blue catfish) is the source of this 4459-nucleotide messenger RNA. It is a transcript of the gene apba1a, whose product is annotated as amyloid beta (A4) precursor protein-binding, family A, member 1a. The transcript has 14 exons. The record is from RefSeq and is a predicted model, not a curated record. Gene Ontology annotation, cellular component: plasma membrane; dendritic spine; cytoplasm. The coding region runs from base 627 to 3374 and encodes 915 amino acids. NCBI's taxonomy places the organism in Eukaryota, Metazoa, Chordata, Actinopteri, Siluriformes, Ictaluridae. Gene Ontology annotation, biological process: chemical synaptic transmission. Gene Ontology annotation, molecular function: protein binding; amyloid-beta binding.
UUGUCCGUAGUGUGCGAGUGUGCGCGUUUGUGCCAUGUGAUGGAUAAGCGGUAUGGAAAAUGGAUGAAAUAGAUGGAUGGAUGGAUGGACAUUAAUAAAAGCGUCAUAAAUUUCAACACUUCAAGGUUUUCUUGUUGAGCAGGUGAAGACAUUUAUUAGUGAAGUGAAGUCUAUUUGGGGAUAAUUGUGUGGGGUGGGAGACGCAUUGCACUUCUGGAUGUAAUAUUCAUUCAUAAUAAUCCCCAGUGUACAGUACAGUGCAACACAGCUUUCCGUAUGGAUCGAGUCGGAGGCAUGUGACGUCACGUUGCUCCGCCCACCAAGCCGUCAGUCUGAGCGCGAGGCAGGGACGGAGGAAGAUGGUGGUGGAGCCGGGCGGGGCUCGUGUUCCGUUACACUGCUGAAAUAACAGGCAGCCGAGCACAGUUAAAUGUGUGGCUGUGUCCGAACCUGCACUAACCUGGAGCUGAGAGACUGCUGUCCACUCUGUCCUCUGAGAAAAGCAAACCUCCAUUGCUUUCUUCCUGGAUAACCCACGGGAUAGAUGAGCCUAGGAGGCCCUGUCUGUGCUGCACCUGGCCUGGGGGAGAUGAUGCAGUAAGUGUAGAUCAUCAUUUGUACUAGCAAUGAGCCAUCAGGAGGCGCCACUGGACUACGAGCCUGUUGAGGCAACCGAAGCUGACCUGGGCCGCCGAGAGCAGCCGUCCUCCCAGCGCAGACGACACGAAAACUCGGGCCGCUCUCGUCAUCACCACAGUGGUAAUGGCAGUGAAAACAGCUACUCCCAGUCUGGAUCGCAGAGGCAACGCCGUCAUGAGGGAUCUGAAGGGACCGGGCGACCGCGCACCUCCCGCAGGAUGCCUGAAGAAGGUGACGUGGAGCAGCAGCAAGCUCAGCGGCCGAUCCCACGGCCAGCAGUGAGCCGCUACCGCAGGCAAGGGGACACGGAGGCACGGCUGAGAGCUCAACAACAACGGCAGAGGCAGAGGGAGAGGGAAAGACAACAGAGAGAGGCAGAAAGAGCUGAGCAACAGCGACUGGAAGAAGAAGAGGACGACCACAGUGCCCUGGCACGCUCUGCAAGUACGGAGAGUGGGUUCCAUAACCACACAGACCAGGCCGAGGGUGAUGCUGUCAUGGCGCUGGAGGCUGAACCUGAGGAUGAGGGUAUGUACGGUUUGGCACUACGACCUGAGGCGGAGGAAUAUGCAGAAAGCGCGGAAUCUGAGCAGCAACCCCAGUACCCUCCCCAACCCCCUCCACUUCCCCACGAGCCCCUGCAAAACAUGGAGCGACCAACCAGACACGAUGCCGAGGCACUCAACCCCGGUUACUCCAACUAUGUUUACACCCAGCCUCGGCCUGAAGAUCAGCCCUAUUCCGAGCCCUACGCUGACUAUGGAGUCCAGGAGCAUGUAUACGAGGAGAUCCCAGAAGCCCCUGAAGGAGACAUGCCUCAGCAGCGUUGUGCUGGACUCCGGCUCCUGGAGCGUGAUUCGUACGGGCAGCAGGAGUCUGUGGGUUCCAGACUCCACCACUACGACGAGCGCUCGGACGGUGAAUCCGACAGUCCUGAGAAGGAAGCUGAAUUCGCGCCCUACCCACGCACCGACAGCUGUGAGCAGGAUGAGGAUGUUGAGCAUAUCAUGGACGAAGUGAAGGAGAGUUUGGGUUCACAGAGCCUGGAGCACCCUGCAGCAGAACAGGGAACAGACAGACACAAAGAUCAAGAGCAGGCAGAAGAGGGGAAGCUUCAGGAGCUAGUGAACGAGGGAGGGAAAGGAGAGGAUGGCAGAUCCUCCAUGAGCAGCCCCUCUGAGGAGUCAGCUCAGGUCAGGAGCAGUAGGCAGAAGAGGGACGCCAUCUCCCUGGCCAUCAAGGACAUCAAGGAGGCCAUCGAAGAGGUGAAGAGCAGGACGGUGCGUUCACCCUACACGCCAGACGAGCCCAAAGAGCCCAUCUGGGUGAUGAGGCAAGACUUGAGCCCCAGCAUGGAGUCGGACCUGCAGCCACCACUAGGGGGAGAUUCUCCAGGCCCAGCCUCCACCUCUCCACAGGGGGCGGAGUCUUCCAGCAGCAACCUGUUGCAGCAUGAGGGGAGUGAAAACUUAGAGUCCCCGUCUCCUGCUGGCAAAGAGGUAGGAGUCCAACAUUCGAGGAGGAGCAUUGCUUCAUUCCCAACAUAUGUGGAAGUUCCAGGCCCGUGCGACCCAGAGGACCUUAUCGACGGCAUCAUUUUUGCCGCAAACUAUCUGGGCUCGACGCAACUGCUGUCAGACAAGACACCUUCAAAGAACGUCCGCAUGAUGCAGGCUCAGGAGGCUGUCAGUCGCAUAAAGACGGCCCAGAAAUUAGCCAAAAACAGGAAGAAGCAGGCCCCUGAGGGCGAGACGCAGCCCAUGACAGAGGUGGAUCUCUUCAUUUCCACUCAAAGAAUCAAAAUGUUGAACGCUGACUCUCAGGAGACCAUGAUGGACCACCCAUUAAGGACCAUUUCUUACAUCGCGGACAUCGGGAACAUUGUGGUUCUGAUGGCCAGGAGGAGAAUGCCUCGCUCCGACUCUCAGGAGAACAUGGAGGCGUCUGAUCCAGCCCAAGAUGAAAAGCGCCAGUACAAGAUGAUCUGUCACGUGUUCGAGUCUGAAGAUGCCCAACUCAUAGCACAGUCCAUUGGCCAGGCCUUCAGUGUAGCAUAUCAGGAAUUCCUGCGCGCCAACGGCAUCAACCCUGAGGACCUGAGCCAGAAAGAGUACAGUGACCUCCUUAACACACAGGACAUGUACAACGAUGACCUAGUACACUUCUCGAAGUCAGAGAACUGUAAAGACGUUUACAUAGAGAAGCAGAAAGGAGAGAUCCUAGGAGUGGUGAUUGUAGAGUCAGGCUGGGGCUCCAUCCUUCCUACAGUCAUCAUUGCUAACAUGAUGCAUGCUGGGCCAGCAGAAAAAUCUGGAAGACUGAAUAUUGGAGACCAGAUCAUGUCCAUCAAUGGCACCAGUCUGGUUGGACUUCCUCUCUCCACUUGCCAGAGCAUCAUCAAGGGGCUGAAGAACCAGUCCAGGAUCAAGCUGAACAUUGUGAGAUGCCCACCAGUCACCACUGUGCUCAUCAGAAGGCCAGACCUGAGAUACCAGUUGGGCUUCAGCGUGCAGAAUGGCAUUAUUUGCAGCCUCAUGAGAGGGGGGAUAGCUGAACGAGGUGGCGUGCGCGUCGGUCACCGCAUCAUUGAGAUCAAUGGCCAGAGCGUGGUGGCGACUCCUCACGAGAAGAUUGUACACAUUCUGUCCAAUGCAGUCGGCGAGAUUCACAUGAAGACUAUGCCUGCUGCCAUGUACCGCCUGUUGACAGCCCAGGAGCAGCCAGUUUACAUCUAAAAGCCACAGCGAUACCCUCAACCUCCUGACCUCACCUCACCUCACCCUGAUCUUUAUCCUGUGGACUGACGAUUGCGUGAGUGAAUCCAUGACCACUAUUUAUCCACGAUGUUUCACUUUCUCCCAACUGCCUGUCCACUUCCUGUCAUCACAAGGUUUUCAGCCUGUAAAAUCUCUAGUUCUGCGCACGUUUCCCCAUCCAGGUGGAAAACAUUAACUAACCCAGACACAGAAUGAAAGAACUCCAUGACAUUGGUCUCCUAAAUAUAUUUACACUCUAUCACACUCUGUUAAAGUUUCGCACUGUUUGGCCAUGCAGUUGUUUGAUGUAAUUUAUGGAAACUUUUUUUCACCCCUAUGUGAUUUAUUUGAACCUGGCAACCAUCAAACAUUCCAGCUUUAUUCUCUUCCACUCAAGUUCUAAACGAGCAGCUGUUAGCCAGAGUGUGGAGGAGCGGACUAAACAUUUCUGAGGAACUGCAGGCUCUAAGGGUGCGUUCCUCAGAAUAACGGCUAAUUAUAGUAAACAGAACUGUGCGUGCUGUGGUCACACACAGAAGGGGUUCUCAAACCUUUUAUAUCCAGAGAGCCCUUUACCCAUAAUAAAUCAAUAAAAAUCCAUGGACACAUUCGUUCACAAAUGAACUAAUAAAAUAGACACAUUAUUUAAACGAGUACGAUUCAACGAGUACAAAGAUUCCAGUCGACAUCAUAAAUUUGAUAAUGAUGGGUUUCCACCUCUGACGAAAUGACGUACAGGAUAUAAUGAUAUAAUGCACAGUGUGGACUAUUAAUGCCUUAAAACAGUGGUCACUAACCCGCUUCCUUUAGGGUUCUCCAAUCAAAAUCUAACACACCUGCUUUAGCUGAUCAAGAAUUUCUUAAGGCAAUGAUUAGACGGUCAGGUGGGAAUGAUUAUGGUUGGAGCUAAAGUCUUCACGAACAGGGUUGGUGGCCAUUGCCUUAAAAUAGUGAUGCCAUACAUAAACAGCUCCGAGUUGAUCAAAUCAAGAUAUAGAGUAGCAUAAAGAAACAUGACCUGAACUAUUUUAUUGGUAGGACAUAAAGACUUAGUCAGAAUUAGA